Messenger RNA from Triticum aestivum (bread wheat), 1571 nucleotides. Its product is annotated as BTB/POZ and MATH domain-containing protein 1. Gene Ontology annotation, molecular function: protein binding. The transcript has a single exon. The record is from RefSeq and is a predicted model, not a curated record. Lineage: Eukaryota; Viridiplantae; Streptophyta; Magnoliopsida; Poales; Poaceae. Bases 312 to 1358 code for a protein of 348 amino acids. Gene Ontology annotation, biological process: protein ubiquitination.
CGCCACUGCCGCUAGCUCUGACCUUAACCCCAAAUCUAAGCAUUUGACCUCGCUCCUGUCGGCGACCUCCACAUCCUUCGCCGCCGUGCCUCCCUCCCCGACCAAGCAGCGGCCAGCGCCUCCGUUCCCCAGCCACGCGCCCGCGAGAUUCAUCCUCCUCCCCAUUGCUCCCUCUCCCCAGCUUAGCCGCGCCCCAAUCCCCUACUGGCCUGCUCGAUGCCUUGAGAUCACUUUUCCCCACCGGAAACCCUCGCCGCCGCCGCCGCCGCCAUUAAUUUCUACGCGCAAGCUCCAAUUUCAGGAGGCCCAGAAUGAGGACGGCGUCGAUGUGCACCGCAUCUACUGUGCGGGGCACGCACACGUUCAAGAUCGCCGGCUACAGCCUUCACAAGGGCCUCGGCGUCGGCAACUUCAUCCCGUCUGCCACCUUCGACAUCGGCGGCUACCUCUGGCGCGUACUGUACUACCCCGAUGGGGAGAUGGAGAUGGAGAAUGGGGAUCACGCCUCCGUUUUCCUCGACCUUGUUAGCGAGGACACCGAGGCGAGGGCGUUCUUCGAGGUCAGGUUGGUCGACAAGACUAACAAGCUGCCGCCUUCGGUGGUGCUCUCCCAGAAGACGCCGUAUGUGUUCAACAGCAAUGGACGUAGGAGCUCCGUGGGCGACGACUUCUUGCAACCAUCGGCGUACCUGCUGGACGACAGCCUUGUGCUUGAGUGCGAUGUCACAGUUCUGAGGGAAUCCAAGGUGACCCUGACUGCGACCACCUUCGACAUCCAAGUGCCUCCCUCAGACUUGGGGGAGCAUUUCAGGGAAUUGCUAGAGAAGGAGGAGGAAGCAGAUGUCGUUUUUGAGGUUGAAGGGGAGGUUUUUCCCGCGCAUAAGAUUGUGGUUGCAGGGCGCUCGCCGGUCUUCAAAGCGCAGCUCUUUGGACCGAUGAGCGACAGGGCAAAGCAACGCAUAACAGUUGAAGAUAUGCAGCCUGCUGUUUUCAAGGCGUUGCUUCACUUCAUCUACACAGAUUCGUUGCCUUCGAUGGAAAAACUUGAUGGAGAUGAGGGCAAAGAAAUGGUUAAGCACUUGCUUGUGGCUGCGGAUAGGUAUGCGAUGGAAAGGAUGAAGGUUAUGUGUGAGAGCAUCCUUUGCAAAAGUCUUGAUGUUGAGAAUGUCACUGCUACAUUGGCUCUAGCUGACCAGCAUCACUGCAGCAACCUCAGAGACGCUUGCCUUGAGUUUAUCACUUCUACGGAUAGAAUGGAUGAUGUCAUGGCAAGCCAAGGGUAUGCUCACCUCAAAAGAUCCUGCCCUUCUAUUGUCAUAGAUGUCCUCGAAAAGGCAAAAAAGUCCCGCAAAAUUUAGUACGUUCAUCCAUGUUUAGCUUAUGAAUAGUUGAAUAGUUUGUUUAGUUGACGCAUAACCUCGUAAGAUGAAAGUUGGCUUCUCAGUUAUUAGUUUCCGGUGAUCUUUUGGAGAAGGGUAGGCUUUUGUAAAAUGCAUGUGAUGGAGGCUCCUCUUGCUAUAUCUUGUAUAUGAUGACGAUUGACGAUGAAUCUUAUUUAUGAAUUUAUGCCA